AUGGCAUCAGAGAAAUUUUUGGAGAGGUUUAAGAAUAAAGCAUCUACACUAGGAAGAACAGGUGAAAUUGAUACACGUGAAUCUGAAGCUGUUGCAAAGACACCUGAUUUUUUAGAACGACUUAACUCAACACUAUCAGUUUCUCCUUCUAAACAGCUGCCUAAACAGCAAAUUCAAGGAAUUAGUCAAUUGAAACUUCCGAAGUUAGAAAAUAGAGAAGUGAAUGGAAGUUCUAAAACUCCAAGGCCAAUUAUAAAGCCACCUUUGGAGUCAACUUCGAGAAUUUUAGCUCAUUUGCGUCUUGAAGAUAAUAUUAGCCCUCUGAGAAAGAGAACUCCUAAUAAAAGUGCAGAAAGACUACCUGAUGGUAGCUCCAAAAGCAUAGUAAACUUAAAAUCCAAAAUGGAUAAAAUGAAAAACGCAAUACAAUUGAGAGCUAAAUACGCUCAAUCUACAGAGAGAUCUCAUACAUUUAAAGAGAAGUUACUGCCUUCUAUUUAUAGAUAUCCAUCAGAAACUAGGAGAGGAGAUCAUUCAUUUUUGAAACCUUCGGUCUAUUCCUCUUUUGGUCAUGAGUAA
This is a messenger RNA of Blepharisma stoltei, 579 nucleotides long. Lineage: Eukaryota; Ciliophora; Heterotrichea; Heterotrichida; Blepharismidae. The record is from the annotation of a GenBank genome assembly.